AUAGUACAAUGUUGUUGUUCCAAAUCUUCCGAUGUCCGUGGCUUUUAAUAACCGUCCUUGUGCCGUGUUAUGGCAGCCUAAAACCGGGCUUCUCUCAACUUCAGCGAGGACACAGAUUGGACAGGAAACUGAUCCAGUCAUUUACAGAAGUCAGUUUCUUGGACUGUGUGACGGAAUGUAUGGUGACACCACGGUGUAAAUCAGUCAACUAUUUCAAAGGGGCUAAUUACUGUGAAAUCAAUUACGAAAAUAAGACGACAGCGGAGACUAACUACAUGGACAGUGCUGGAUGGGUAUACAGUGAAAGGGGGCACUGGCCUAAGGAGCUGGCUGGAGCUUGUUCGAACUCAACCUGUGAAAUCAACCAGACAUGUAAACACAAGAGAUAUUCCGAGCAAAAUUUUUUUGAAUGUGUUUUGUCAGAUUGUGGAAUACCUGAUCAAAAAGGAAUAAACUUGAAUACAACACGACGUGAGGACGCCAUUGGUAUACGCAGGAGGAUACACGCCUCGUGUUCUGACGGAUACUCCCAGUCUGGUUCAGGACGGCUGAACUGUCAGUCAAACGGAGAGUGGAAAUACAACAUUGUCUGUACAGAUAUUGAUGAAUGUCUGAACAAUCCAUGUCAGAAUGGAGGAACAUGCAGUAACAACAAUGGAUCUUUCACUUGUAUGUGUGCACAUGGUUGGAGAGGGACACUUUGUAAUGAAGAUGUUGAUGAAUGCCAGAGUGAUCCUUGCCUCAAUGGAGCCACAUGUAUAAACACACCCGGCUCAUUCAACUGUACAUGUGACGCCGGAUGGACCGGGAAAAUUUGUGAUGAAGAUAUCAAUGAAUGUCUUGACAAUCCAUGUCAAAACGGAGGAACAUGCAGCAACAGCGAUGGAUCUUUCACGUGUACAUGCGCAGGUGGAUUCACAGGGGCACUCUGUAAUGAAGAUAUCAAUGAAUGUCUUGACAAUCCAUGUCAAAACGGAGGAACAUGCAGCAACAGCGAUGGAUCUUUCACGUGUACAUGCGCAGGUGGAUUCACAGGGGCACUCUGUAAUGAAGAUAUCAAUGAAUGUCUUGACAAUCCAUGUCAAAACGGAGGAACAUGCAGCAACAGCGAUGGAUCUUUCACGUGUACAUGCGCAGGUGGAUUCACAGGGGCACUCUGUAAUGAAGAUAUCAAUGAAUGUCUUGACAAUCCAUGUCAAAACGGAGGAACAUGCAGCAACAGCGAUGGAUCUUUCACGUGUACAUGCGCAGGUGGAUUCACAGGGGCACUCUGUAAUGAAGAUAUCAAUGAAUGUCUUGACAAUCCAUGUCAAAACGGAGGAACAUGCAGCAACAGCGAUGGAUCUUUCACGUGUACAUGCGCAGGUGGAUUCACAGGGGCACUCUGUAAUGAAGUUCUGCCGAACAUCGCAUUAGGUAAACCUACCACACAGUCAACAACAUUUAAUGACUAUAUCGCCUUGUAUGCAGUGGAUGGCAACAGAGGAACAGAUAUUUUUGUAGACAAGUGUGCAGAGACAGGUAUUGGCGACAGAAAUCCCUGGUGGAGGGUGGAUCUGCAGGCUGUGUACAACAUCACAUCUGUCAGAAUACUCAACAUAGAUGAUGGAGGUUUGUCAGACCGGCUGCAUGAUGUUACCGUCACUGUAGGACUGAAAGAAACAGACGUCAACACUACCUGUGGUUUCUUUGCUGGUCCCGGUACUGCGUCACAGCUGGUCGUCAUCGACUGUCCGACAUUACCUCAGGGGAGAUUCGUUAAGAUCUCAAAGACAACUAAGAUACUCAUUCUUUGUGAAGUUGAUGUGUUUGGCGUCCCUGUCUGAUAUUCAUUAAAGCCGAUGACUAGGCUGAAAUUUUCCCGACUUCAGAUACAUGUAUAUUUUUUUUGGCAUCUUGAGGAAAUAAUUAUCUGGUCUUAUUUAAUGUGACUUUACAAAUCGCUUCAAGUUAAAAUUCUAUAUCUGUUGCCCUAUUUAUCCCUAAAUAUGUUUUUGCUUUUAAUGUUACAUGUCUGACUUUUAUUUAUAAUGCUUCUUACAUUGGAUAUAACU
This is a messenger RNA of Magallana angulata, 2054 nucleotides long. RefSeq names its product neurogenic locus notch homolog protein 1-like. The record is from RefSeq and is a predicted model, not a curated record. Gene Ontology annotation, biological process: Notch signaling pathway. NCBI's taxonomy places the organism in Eukaryota, Metazoa, Mollusca, Bivalvia, Ostreida, Ostreidae. The transcript has 12 exons. The coding region runs from base 9 to 1826 and encodes 605 amino acids. Gene Ontology annotation, molecular function: Notch binding; calcium ion binding.